UCAGGAUUACCACAUUCAAUAAAAUCAAGCCUGUUUUGUUUUACCCUAGGCCAGCACAUUUCAAUCUAAGCUCUAUUCGUAGGGGUUUUUCAACCAGCUACACUUCGGUAAACAGGAACGCAAGAGUCAGUGGAUCAUGGUCACCUCACAUACUUAGCAUUUUGUGUGUCAUAUCUGAUGCCUGUUCACACUUGCCUCAACCAUUGUCAAGUUCGCUAAUUUCCGUAAUAGAAGAUGGUAGCUGGUAUGCCUUCUGCAAAGAGCGAGCUGCUGUCUCGUUUGCCUGGUGCAGCAGGGCCAUGGGCUUCGGCUUUUCACCUGUUCUCAAUUCACUUUUGAAGUUACACAGUGGCAGCUAUUUCUGGCCAUCAGCUUUUCCCUUAUGGUGAAUCAGAAUUUUUCCAGCAAGCUACCAGGAUCUUUGAGAGGACAGCUUUUGCUCUUUUUGUUUGUUUGUUUUGGAAGGCUAUUGCACAAUGAGGAUUUUCAUAGCCUUUGAGGGAUCUUUUGAACCAUUCGAUGUUUCGGCAGAAGCAACGGUGGGGACUGUGAAGUUGAUGAUAAAGGAUCAUUUCCACAUUCCCAUCUCUGAAGACAAGCAAGGCGUGCGGUAUCUGGAGCUGAUGUAUGCUGGAGCCGCUCUCAAGGACAGCUGGAGCCUGGCUGACAUCGGAGUGUCUUUCUGUUCAACUCUCAAAUGCUCUGUCAAGGAAGAAGACAAACCUGCUCUCUACGUGUUCAAUGCUGUCACUCAGGAGACAAUGGCAAUCAUAGAGAGCACAUCCCUUUUUGGUAAAAAAGUGUGUGAUCUGAGAACACUGGUCACUCUGAGAUGUGGCUUCCCUGUGAGCGUCUACUGCCUCCGGACCCCAGAAGGCGUCGAGCUGUAUGACUGCAACUGCCUGGGAGACUACAGGAUCGACCUCGGCACCACACUUCGCUUGGACGUCUGGGAUGGAUGGAAGGAAUUUCUGAUGGGUUGCCUCCUGGGACAAAAAAUGAAAGUCGAGCGCUAUCUAUCAAAAGAAGGACCAGUGUUGAAAUACCAGAGAAGGGUGGUCCUGUACAUCGCCGCCCUCCACGGCUACAUGGAACUCACGGAAUGGGCCCUGAAGCAAGGCGCGCGGCCCCACGAGGCGGUCGGGGUCCACCCCUACCGAGCUUGGUGCCAGGAAGCCCUUCAUGCAGAUGUCUCUAAAUGCCCCAUUCAUGCAGCUGCAGAAGCCGGCCAGCUGUUGAUUCUGAAGGCUUUUGUCAACUGCAGCGUGCUGUGCCUGGAAUGCGCAAAUGCGGCGGGCCACACCCCCCUGACCAUCGCCUUCAAGCACAGGCACAAAGACUGCGUAUUAUAUCUGCUGAGCAAAAUGCGGUCCACGGUUUCCUUUCCGAAAAUCUCAGUCCCCAUGAAGAUUUAUAUUAAAAUCAAACAGUGGGUCCUCAGAGCUCAGAGUCGCAGCCUGCCUAGGAGCCAGCUUUGUGGAACAAGGCUGUUGGGGGCAAAAGUGGGAGACACAGUGAUGGUGGAUGGUUUCACCGAGCCGAAGAUGACCUCCAGGAGCUGGCAUCAGGCCGAGAGCAAGGACUCCCGCAGCACCUUGCACAAGCUCCCGCCUCUCCGGGAGCGCGCUCAGAGCAGGAAACCUGUCCGUUCUUGGGCAUCCUCGCAGCUGGACACGAAAGGACAACCACUCCAAUUUCCUCCACUGAUGAAUGCUAAUCUGUCCUCCGUAUUACAACACAGUCAGCAACAAAAUCAGAAAAAAGCCACAGCCAGGAAAAAAGAGAAGCUCAUUAAAAAUGCCUAUCUCCCCCAAGUGCCCCUCCCUGCGGUUUCAAGAGCUGGAUAUUCACACCCAUCAUUUUACUACGCAACUCCCAGUGCGGACUUCUUGCUAAGGAACUCCUUUGCACCCUUCGCACAGCACAGCGGCAGGACUCCAAGGGAGAACGCCAUCUACUGCUUAGCCAUGGCCAGUGCCUUUAAAGAGAAACGGUGGCUUCAGCAGUUAGGAAUAGCAAGAGUCUUGGCCAGGAAGAGCAUCUCCAACCUAACUCCCCAAGGAGGCCUGACAGCACGUGAGAAUCCUGCAGGAACACUGCUUUGAAAAGGCACAGCAACCUCAACGAGGC
This is a messenger RNA of Ochotona princeps (American pika), 2130 nucleotides long. RefSeq names its product ankyrin repeat and ubiquitin domain containing 1 (gene ANKUB1). The transcript is spliced from 6 exons. NCBI's taxonomy places the organism in Eukaryota, Metazoa, Chordata, Mammalia, Lagomorpha, Ochotonidae. Bases 477 to 2105 code for a protein of 542 amino acids. Gene Ontology annotation, molecular function: protein binding. The record is from RefSeq and is a predicted model, not a curated record.